Messenger RNA from Mycena citricolor, 786 nucleotides. The record is from the annotation of a GenBank genome assembly. NCBI's taxonomy places the organism in Eukaryota, Fungi, Basidiomycota, Agaricomycetes, Agaricales, Mycenaceae.
UACUCUCCAGCAUGCACUCGACUCCUUUCGCAAUAUCAGAUCAUCUCAAAACUCGUCGAAGACGAUGUACCAUCUAUCGAGCAAUUCAUGAGCCGCUAUCGAAUGGACAAUCCAGCAGCACUUCAUCGAAUAAAGGUCGGUGUUCCUGCGACGGUUGAACAUUCCAGCGAAGCAGGCCCGGAAACAGGCAAGUGGGUUGCAGAGACGACGCAGAGCUUCAUCACUUUCAUGGAUGCUCUCAAGCUUCGUAUGCGUGCAAAGGAUCAACUACAUCCAAUCCUGCAAGAUCUCGUCACAGGAUACGCGCGAUUCAAGGGCAGUAAGGAUUGGGAGGGGCGGAGCAGGAUGGUGGGAUGGUUGAUUACCUUGAACGGCAUGAAGGCCUCCGAGGAACUAUCAGAAGAACAAUCUCGCCAGGUAACCUUCUGCAUCGCAAGAUGUCUCCACACUGGCUGACCCUUCCCUUUCUGUGGCCAUCAGCUGCUCUUCGACGUAGAUCAUGCCUAUGCAGAAUUCUUUCGCAGUCUCAGCUCCAAGGAAGGCUCAUAGGGUAUCGCAUCUGUACUUUAUCACUGUAAAUCGUAGAAUAUCGAUAAGUAGCCAGAAUUUCGGAUAUAGUCUGGACAUAAUUACGGCACUACAUAAUAAGACACGGCUGCUGAGAAGUGAUGCCUAGUUCUUCCAUUUGUUCUUGGGCAGCUUCCUGCUCGUUCUGACGCAAUUUGAAACGAGCCUCUUCCGGAAACCAAUCGCGCAUAAAGUUGAGCAAAGCCCAAUCAACAUUGG